CCAAAAUCGAAAUAUUGUUGCAAACGUGAAACGACUGUUAUUUUUGAUUCGCCAAAGCAAAUCAUGUACAUUAUGCAACUAUUAUGUAAAAAAAAUCUGUUAAUAAAGUACAAUUAUAACCAUUUUUUGUAGUUGGUAUGAUAGCUAAUAAUAAUGAUAACCCCUACUUUUCACAUAGUCUCAAAAAUGUCAUCUGUUUUAUUUCUAAUUUCAUGGAAAUGUAAUCAUCAGUCAGGCAACCCUGAAAACCAAAUUGAUAAGCUUUUAAUUAAUAUAUUUUUUAUUUAAGGAACUGUUUUUACUAAUUUAGACCAAUAUUUUAAAUUAAGUGGUCACCAAAAUUUUCAUUAUUUGUACAAUGGACGAAAAACAAAGGAAUGAUACACAUUAAAAAAUGAUUGUUUGUUAUAUAUUAGUAAAUACUUGAAUCUGAAAUGUAUAAAGUAGCAGGAUCAAACUUAUUCCAUCAGUGGCGACAAGAAGAUAUAAUUUUUGACAAAUUUACACCAAUAUGUAAAAAUGGACAACCUCAUACAGCAGAAGUGCUAUGUAUAUGUUGGUCUUACAAUUUGUUUCGUGCAGGUGACAGUUUGUAUAUAUCCGGAGCAUUUCAAAGUAAAGACAAUCAAUAUAGAGAAAUCCCUAUUCCAGAAAAAUUAAAGAAUACUUGCAUACUAAUGAGUGGAAACGAUUACAACUUAAUUUUAGUUGGAACUGGCUCAAGUAUUGUAUUCAUUUAUAAUAUGAAAACACAUCAGUAUAAAAGUAUUAAAUUUAUUGAAGCUGUGAAUGUUGAUGUACAGCUAAUAAAGGUUGUAAUGACAAAUAAUAAUUGUAUCUACCUAUCAAGUCAAGGAGAUAUUUAUUGUGGGAUAUUACCCAUACACUUGAACACUGGGCAGUGCAAUGGAAAAAUUGUAGAUGUUGUAUUGGGAAAUGAACAUGGAAUUCUACUUACAGAUACUGGUCAAAUUUAUACUUGGGGUAAUGGACGGAGGCUACAAUUAGGACAUGGUGAAUUGAAUAAUUUAGAGUUUCCAACAGAAGUCAAAGCACUAGCUGGUAUAAAGAUUAUUAAAAUAAGUGCAGGAGGUUGGCACUCUUGUGCUUUGAGUGAAUUUGGAGACUUGUAUGUGUGGGGAUGGAAUGAUAUGGGCCAAUUGGGAGUCAAACAAGGAUCUGAAAACUUACAAAGUUUUGGUUUACCCACUUUGGUUGAUAUUUAUGAUGACAAUGGUCAAGAAAUACAAAUAAAUGUUAUUGAUGUAGCUUGUGGUACCCGACAUACUGCUAUUUUAUUAGAAGAUAAAUCAAUAUGGACAAGUGGAAAUAAUAAAUAUGGACAGCUAGGUUUAUGCAUACAAGAAUAUCAAAAAGUGGUAUAUUUUAAGAAAUCAUAUAAAAGUAAAACAGACUGUAAACUGAAAUGUGGUCCAUGGAGUACCAUUAUUAUGGCUAGCUUAUAGCUGUUGUUAUUUUUUUAAAUAAGUACAAUAAACUGAAAAAUGUAUAUGUA
This is a messenger RNA of Pieris rapae (cabbage white), 1516 nucleotides long. RefSeq names its product RCC1 domain-containing protein 1. Bases 435 to 1466 code for a protein of 343 amino acids. The transcript is spliced from 2 exons. The record is from RefSeq and is a predicted model, not a curated record. NCBI's taxonomy places the organism in Eukaryota, Metazoa, Arthropoda, Insecta, Lepidoptera, Pieridae.